UGACUGGGAAACUCUAUCCUAAUGCUCAUGAGGAUACUCCAUCGAAAAUUCAUCUAAUGGCCUGAGAUAUUGUUGCCAUUAUCAUGAAAAGGGCAAGAUUAAAACAAAAUUACUUACGACUGAAACUUUUCAUUUAUACGACUGUGAUAUAAUGCGUGUCAUAACCAUAUAUUUGAAGAAAUGAGGGGAAAGUCGAUACAAUCAGUCCCAAUUCAGUCCAACACAAUAUCAUUUAUGGUAACUUUUUGAAUAUGCUGAAAUUCUGUUUGGAAUAAGUGUGAAAUUUUUAGAAAUUGAUAAAAUGGUUUUUGUUUUCAAGUCAAAGGAAUUUCAGAUGAUGAAAACAUAAUAAUCGCCUAAAAAAGUAAAAGAGGGAGAUAAGAAAUGGAUAAGAAAUACAUGUUUUUGGUUUUUGUCUUUCUUUUAUUCCAAGUCAAUUCUCAGACUACUCCAAAGCCCUAUCGUGAUAACUGUGUAGAUUAUAUAGAACCAUUUAUCCAAGUAUUUUGUGGUGAUCCGGUUAAUCCUAGCAGCUGUAUAUUAAGGACAUGGGUUUGUGAUGGUUCUAAUGAUUGUCCUCAAGGUCUUGAUGAAUCUGAGGCCACUUGUAAGGGAGGAAAUCCUUGCCUAACUGGACCUUGUAAAAAUGGUGCUUCUUGUUACCCGUUUUCAGCUAUUACCAAUGUGAGUGUUGCAUAUUAUAUUUGUGCAUGUCCUUUGGGUUAUUCUGGAUUUCUUUGUGAAAUUGCACCUCCUACUACUCAAAUCACUACCCAGCCUUCGUCCACUCCUUCACCCACCUCACCCACCAGCAUGACUUCAUCAACAACAACUAGGUCUACAACUUCAGAUUCUACAACCAAAACAGCAUCAUCAACAGCAUCUACUUCUGACAAAACUGUAUCUACAUCAACUACUGGUCCAUCAACAUCAACAACCUCAUCACCAGGAUCAUCAACACGGGUCACGGAAAGGUCAACAAAGGUCAACUCAUCACCAACACAGGUCACCACAUCAUCAACACAGGUCACAACAUCACCAACACAGGUCACCACAUCAUCAACACAGGUCACAACAUCAUCAACACAGGUCACAACAUCACAGACACAGGUUACAUCACCGACACAGGUCACAUCAUUACCAACACAGGUCAGAACGUCACCAACACAGGUUACAACAUCACCAACAGAGGUCACAACAUCACCAACACAGGUCACAACGUCAUCAACUCAGCUCACCUCACCAUCUGCACAGAUCACUUCACCAUCAUCAAGGAGCACCACUCAGGCAACAACCACAACUGAAUCUGGAAGUGUUGGUUCAUGUUCACCAAAUCCUUGUAUUAAUGGUGUUUGUACCCAACUUAGAAACAACAGAUACCAUUGUAACUGUAUUCCAGGUUAUGGUGGAGACAGAUGUGUGCAAACAAUUAAUCCUUGUAGUUCUCUCCCUUGUCUUAAUAAUGGACAAUGUCAGGUUAUAAACAAUCAGUUUAACUGUAGUUGUCAAGCAGGUUUUACUGGAAGACAAUGUGAAAUAGAUAUCGAUGAUUGUCAGUCUAAUCCCUGUUUAAAUAAUGGUACUUGUACAGAUUUAAUUAACAGCUUCACCUGUUCCUGUUUGACAGGCUAUACUGGUCAAAAAUGUGAAUCAAUGAUAAACUAUUGUUUUUCUCAACCAUGUCUAUUUAAUGGUGUAUGUGAAUCCAGACUCAAUGAAUAUGUGUGUGUCUGUCCUGCUAACAGAGCUGGGGCAAAUUGUGAGAGACAACAGCUUUGUACAAAUAAUGAUCCCUGUAUGAAUCAUGGAAUUUGUUUACCAGGGAAUCUACCUGGCUCAUCACCAACAUGUGUUUGUUUACAAGGUUUUACUGGUAGUUUCUGUGAAAGUAAUAUCAAUGAAUGUCAACCAAACAUUUGUGGACAAAAUGGUAAAUGUAUAGAUGGUAUUAAUAAAUAUACAUGUCAAUGUUCACCUGGGUAUACUGGAGACAAAUGUUCUAUCAAGGUUGAUCCCUGUCUAUCACAGCCUUGUCAAAAUGACGGUUAUUGUUGUCGUCAAGGAAAACAGUUCUGUGCCUCAGGACUAGCAGAUGGAUAUUAUGAAUGUUAUUGUGUUUCUGGAUUUACAGGCAAUAAUUGUGAAAUGAGAGUUAAUGAAUGUUUACUCUCACCUUGCAAAAAUGGAGGAAUGUGUACUCUUAGAAAUGAUGCAGCAUAUUGUACAUGCUCUUUAACCUUUACUGGACCAACUUGUGACACACCUAAUCCAUGUGGAUCUCAACCAUGUUUUAACAAUGGUGUUUGUCAAACUGUAGGAAGUAGUUAUUCUUGCCAGUGUUCAGAACCAUUUUCUGGACCAGACUGCCGAGAAAUCAAAAUGUGUGAGAAGAAUUUAUGUCAAAAUGGAGCGGCAUGCUCUUUAGUGAAUGGCAGAGAGGUUUGUAUUUGUACGUCUGCCUACACUGGAGAAUUUUGUGAGAGUUAUCUUUCUUGUUCUUCCUUUCCAUGUCAAAAUAAUGGACAGUGUAUUAAUCUAAUUGGCCAAUCUCAAAGAUUUCGAUGCUCUUGUGCUGUGGAGUAUACAGGAUCCUUGUGUGAAGCUGUUCAGCCCUGUGCAACAAACCAGUGUGCUAAUGGUGGUUCUUGCAUUAAUAAAGCAGAUAGUUAUGAAUGUAAAUGUGCUCCACCCUUUUCUGGUCCAAGCUGUACCAGAAGACUAUUUUGUCAGGACAAGCCAUGUAAAAAUGGAGGACUUUGUGUUGAAACAGCCACAGGUUAUCGAUGUGUUUGUACAUUUGGAUAUACUGGGGGUGCUUGUGAGACUUUCCUUUCAUGCUCAUCAAGUCCAUGCCAACAGAACUCAGCCUGUAUCAAUGUUGACAACAGUACAUAUUCUUGUACAUGUUCACCAAGUACAACAGGAAAGAACUGUGAAUCUAUUCUUCCUUGUGCCAGUUUCCCAUGUUUGAACAAUGGUCAAUGUAAUAAUAUUGGAUUAACGGAUUAUAGUUGUCAAUGUCCUACUCAGUAUACUGGUAAAAGCUGUGAUAAUUAUCUCCCAUGCUGGAGCUCCCCAUGUUUAAAUGGAGGAAACUGUACAACUGUGGGAUUUUCAUAUAGUUGUCAAUGUCCUGCAUUUUAUGUUGGACCUACUUGUUCUAGAUACAACCCAUGUGGAAGUUCGCCUUGUAUGAAUAAUGGUAGCUGCUUUCUGAAUGGAGACAACUUCUUGUGCAUCUGUGAUGGUGGGUUUUCUGGACAAAGAUGUGAGAAUUCAUUACUUCCAUGUUCAGGACAGCCAUGUUUGAAUUCUGGAACAUGCAUCGUCAAUGGUUCAUCUUUUACAUGUAGAUGUCCAGCAAACUUUACUGGUAGUAAUUGUGAUGUCCCUGUCCCAUGUGGUAGUUCACCAUGCUUGAAUAAUGGAUCAUGUUCCACGAAUGGCUUGCAGUACUCCUGUCGAUGUGAGCCAGAAUACACUGGUGUUACCUGUGAAACCAGGCUGCCUUGUGCUGUCAACCCUUGUAUCAAUGGUAGUUGUAGUAACAUCAACACAACCUUCUAUGGCUGUAUUUGUGAUCCAGGAUUUACAGGCAAGAAUUGUGAUACACGUCUACCAACUUGUGAUCAAACCAACUGUAUCAAUGGACAGUGUGUCAUUGUCAAUGGUGAACCAAAAUGUCAGUGCACAACAGGGUUCACAGGUAGUAGUUGUGAAACACAACAGUCACCCUGUGAUUUGAAACCAUGUUUAAACAAUGGUAUUUGUGAAAGAAAUGGUACUAAUGGAUAUAGAUGUAAUUGUCCAUUACGGUAUACUGGUGCUAAAUGUGAAACAGAAGUUAAAGCCUGUGAUAGUAGUCCUUGUCUUCAUAAUGGUACAUGUACCAAUACCGCCAACAGUUUCACUUGUAACUGUAGUGAAAACUAUUCUGGUAAAUUAUUUUUAUUUUUUAUAGCCAUGUCAGGAAAGAUUACAACUAGGAUUCAAUGUGAGAUUAUAAAACAACCAUGUGAUAGUAAACCAUGUUUAAAUAAUGCUACCUGUAUUCAGACUGGUACAGUCUAUCAAUGUUUAUGUCUGCAAGGUUUUACAGGUAAAAAUUGUGGUACUAAAUUUGAUCCAUGUAGUUCCAAUCCAUGUAAUAAUGGUGUUUGUUCAGUUAGAAAUACAGAUUUCUUCUGUUCUUGUUCCCCAGAAUAUACAGGAAAAAGCUGUGAAACUAAAUUGACAAAUUGCAACCAGAAGCCUUGUCAAAAUGGUGGAACAUGUUUUACAGAUGAAUUUGGUAUAUUUUGUGAAUGUCCCAGUAAAUAUGAAGGGUUAUAUUGUCAAUAUAUUGUUUCUACUGUAGAUGCUUGUACACCAAGUCCCUGUUUAAAUAAUGCUGAUUGUUGGGUUGUGGAAAACAAACCAGUUUGUGACUGCCCUAAUGGCUUCACUGGUUCGAUAUGUGAAUCAAGAAUAUCAAGUAUAGGUUGUACACCCAAUCCGUGUAAUGGAGGUAUGUGUUUUGAAAACUCGAAUGGUGAAUUUAACUGUAUUUGUCCUCCUGGAUAUUUUGGUACAACUUGUACAAAUUGAAAUAUCAUGAACAUCUAUUUAUGGAAGUUUCCGAGAAUCAAUAGCUAAAUGAAAAAACCAGGAAAAUGGAAACAAAAAUAAUUGAAGAUCAAAAUAAAUUUUGUAUUACUUUUA
Molecule: messenger RNA, 4701 nt
Organism: Lottia gigantea (owl limpet)
Lineage: Eukaryota; Metazoa; Mollusca; Gastropoda; Lottiidae
Exons: 16
Coding region: 385-4587 (1400 amino acids)
Biological process (GO): establishment or maintenance of epithelial cell apical/basal polarity; heterophilic cell-cell adhesion
Cellular component (GO): protein-containing complex; plasma membrane
Molecular function (GO): calcium ion binding; protein binding
Source: RefSeq, a predicted model, not a curated record